Molecule: messenger RNA, 1350 nt
Organism: Ambispora gerdemannii
Lineage: Eukaryota; Fungi; Glomeromycota; Glomeromycetes; Archaeosporales; Ambisporaceae
Source: the annotation of a GenBank genome assembly
AUGGGAGUCCCAAUUCUCGACCGUCUUCACUUUCGUGAUUACCAAGCUUUAUUCAUUGGCUUUACUUUUCUAGCUUUUGAAACAUUACUUCGUGUUACUACCUGGUGCUUACCAACGGUUAUAUUAGAACUAUGUAAAGCGAAAAGUCAACAAUUAUUUUCUAAAUUAUAUGAAGAUGAACGUACAUUUCCGGCAGUGAUAUUACAGAAUGCGACUACAUUUAAGGAAAUGGCAGCGCAUUGUGGAUAUGCAAUCGAAGAUCACAUUGUGCUUACUCGCGAUCGGUACGUACUUGGAAUUCAUCGAAUUCCACACGGAAAACACGAUGACGAUAACACAUCUCAGAAUGAUCAGAUCCCUUUAUCAGCCAACCGUAAGACUGGCUCGAACUCGUUUCAGGGUAUUAAACCCGUCGUGUUGAUGUAUCAUGGGUUCAUGAUGUGUAGUGAAGUGUGGAUGUGUAAUUUGGAGGAAGAAAGACGACUUGCGUGCUUAAUGGCUGAUGAAGGUUAUGAUGUAUGGUUUGGUAAUUGCCGCGGUAACAAAUAUUCAAUGAAACACGCUCAUUAUAAACCGAGCGACCGAAAAUUCUGGGAAUAUUCUAUGGAUGAAUGCGCACUUUAUGAUUUGCCGGAUACUAUCGACUACAUUUUAGAAACGACUGGGGCAUCAUCACUUUCGUACAUUGGAUUUUCACAAGGAACUGCAUUACAAUUUGCCGCGUUAUCGGUGAGCCCUAAACUUAAUAAAAAAGUUAAUUUAUUUAUUGCAUUGGCUCCUGCUACAAGUCCCAAAGGACUACGAAAUGCAAUAGUCGAUGCCUUCAUCAAAGCAUCACCAAACGUGAUUUAUUUAUUCUUUGGCAAAAACGCAUUCAUUCCAAUGACGCUAUUCUGGCAAAAAGUACUCUCACCGCCAAUUUUCACAAAGGUUCUUGACACUUCAAUGAACUUUCUGUUUGGAUGGGAGGGUAAAAAUAUGACAGAAGCGCAAAAAGCAGUCUCGUAUAAUCAUCUUUAUAGUUUGGCUAGUGUGAAGAGUUUAGUGCACUGGUUUCAAAUAAUGCGCGCAAGUAAUUUCCAAAUGUACGAUGACUUCCCGCCCUUCUCGGCAAAGGGAUCAAUCACACACGGAUUUCCAACUAAACAAAUUAAAACCCCAAUCGCUAUAUUUUAUGGCGGCAGUGACAGUUUAGUGGAUAUUGAUAUGUUGUUGAAGCAAUUACCUAAGCCUGUUCUAGUCAAAGAAGUAAAAAAAUAUGAACAUUUAGAUUUCCUUUGGGCUUCAGAAGUCCACGAAGAAGUGUUUCCAGAGAUUUUUGAUCUUCUACGAACUUAUAAUCGACACUGA